CCUGUCAUUAACUCUACAUCCUUGGCAACACCUGGAACAUUCUCGUAUGUACCACUGGCACAGCCAUUAACAACCACAUUUGCACCAACAGUCGUGUCCUUACCCCAGCCUCCCACAUAUUACCCUCCCAUCAUCUACUGGUACCAAGCUCCACCAGUCUCGCCACCGCCGGCCAUUUCUUACUACACUACAGCAACAAAUAUGGCGGCUGACCUGUACGCUGGUCCAUUCCUGGUCGUCAUGCGGGGUCUGCCCAUGGACGUCACUGUACAGGAUAUCGUCACCUACUUCCAGGACUUUCCAGAG
This is a messenger RNA of Candidula unifasciata, 306 nucleotides long. The record is from the annotation of a GenBank genome assembly. Lineage: Eukaryota; Metazoa; Mollusca; Gastropoda; Stylommatophora; Geomitridae.